AUGGCUUAUAGUCAUUACACAUCUUUCUUUCUCAUCGUCAUUCCUCUUCUCUUGACCUUCUGUAUUGGUAUUUGUUUUGCUGAAAAUGGCCAAAAGACAGUGGGCAACUGGCUAGAGAUCGCAAGCCCAGAUGAUCCUGCGGUGAUAGAGGUGGGUCAGUUUGCAGUUGAUCAACACAACAAAGAUACGAAUAGCACGUUGAAGUUUCAAAGUGUAGUCAAAGGUGAUACUCAGAUUGUAGGUGGCAUGAAUUGGAGGUUAACGAUUGAAGUCAAAGAUGAUAACUCAAUAAAGAACUGCGAGGCUUAUGUUUACGAACAAACAUUGCAAAAAGUUAGGAAACUCAUUUCUUUUACAACCCUUUAA
Molecule: messenger RNA, 366 nt
Organism: Lactuca saligna
Lineage: Eukaryota; Viridiplantae; Streptophyta; Magnoliopsida; Asterales; Asteraceae
Source: the annotation of a GenBank genome assembly